Messenger RNA from Penicillium brevicompactum, 387 nucleotides. RefSeq lists its product as uncharacterized. The coding region runs from base 1 to 387 and encodes 128 amino acids. The record is from RefSeq and is a predicted model, not a curated record. The transcript has 3 exons. NCBI's taxonomy places the organism in Eukaryota, Fungi, Ascomycota, Eurotiomycetes, Eurotiales, Aspergillaceae.
AUGAAGUCUCCUCUUUGGUUGUUGACUGUUCUGCUGCCUCUGGCCACUGAGCUAGCAGCUGCAUCUCCGGCCGCGAAUCCUGACCCUGAUUCUCUUGAGUCUCUUGAAUCCUUUGAUGACGCUAAUGAGUUCGAAGAAAGAGACCUAGAGGAUCGUCAGGGAGGCAGUCGUCAGGGAAACAGAUGUCGUAUCAAUAGGCCAUAUUGGUAUUACAAGUAUCCUUGCGAUUCGAGCGACAGGACUGGUCAAGCGAGAGUUGGCAGCCAGUUCAGCGCUACGUGCAGAUACAGGGUUGGGUUCGUAACUCCGACAAACCUCGCGGUUGCGAGGGAAAUUGGGAGCGCCGAUGCUCUUGAAGCUGCCUUCGACGAUCUGUGGUACUUGUAA